ACCCUUUUUGUGUGACGUGUUGAACGGUUCCUGCUGCGUUUGACGAAGACGCUACCGCAGCUUCGACUAUUUUUACAGACACAGAUAAAACCUCGCCAAUUAUGGCAUCAAAAGAGAUGUGUAUCUCCAUGGGAGGCCAGUAUGGCUACCAGGAAGUCCGUAUUUACCAGUCUGAGGACUCAUUGUUGGGGACGGGAUCCUAUGGAAAUGUUGUUAAGGCAAAGCUUGAUGAUCUUGCAUGUGCUGCUAAAAUUCUUCAUCAAGUUAUUUUUACCGGGAAGUCAAUUGUUUCUCGUUUCGAUCAAGAAUGUACUAUUUUGCGCGAUCUAAAACAUCCAAAUAUUGUUCAGUUUCUUGGUAUGGUAAAUGACCCUAGUUCAGGGCAUCUAAUACUUCUAAUGGAGAUGAUGCAACAAAGUUUAACGCAGUUUCUUGAGCUGCCACCGAAAUUGCUCCCAUUCUAUUUGCAAGUAAAUAUUUCCCAUGAUAUCGCACUCGCCGUUGCUCACCUGCAUCGAAAUAGAAUCCUUCAUCGAGAUCUUUCAAGCAACAAUAUUCUCAUGACGAAAGGUUGCCAGGCUAAAGUUACAGAUUUUGGCAUGGCAAAAAUAGCCGAAUCCAAUAGAUCCAUGACCCGCAGUCGAGUAACACAGUGUCCUGGGACACUUGUAUACAUGCCACCUGAGGCUCUACUUACAGCACCACGGUAUUCUGAAAAGCUUGAUAUAUUUUCACUUGGUGUACUACUUAUUCAAAUUAUGACCAAAAAGUUUCCAUCUCCAACAAAUGCUCAAAUUACCAUUGAAGACGACAGGUCUCCUACCGGGGAGAUUAUUGUUCCUGUCGAAGAAGUUAAACGUCGUAAAGCAGAUAUAGAGACUAUUCCCAAAAGUAAUGCUCUGCUACCAGUUGCUUUAAGCUGUUUGAAGGAUAAGCACCAAGAGCGACCUGAUGCUGUACAGCUAUGCCAGUGUAUAGAAGCAUUAAAAACCACACCGGCACAUGUGGAAAGCUCUACUCAACACUCUGAUCUUCCUUCCACAUGUAGCCCAAGUUCUUCUCCCAGUGCUGGUCAAGUAGAAGAGGAAGUAAAUGAUAUUCGCCCUCCAAUUUAUGCU
This is a messenger RNA of Geodia barretti, 1118 nucleotides long. Lineage: Eukaryota; Metazoa; Porifera; Demospongiae; Tetractinellida; Geodiidae. The record is from the annotation of a GenBank genome assembly.